Messenger RNA from Trichoderma asperellum CBS 433.97, 615 nucleotides. NCBI's taxonomy places the organism in Eukaryota, Fungi, Ascomycota, Sordariomycetes, Hypocreales, Hypocreaceae. The record is from RefSeq and is a predicted model, not a curated record.
AUGCUCCGAUGGGGUAUGGAUCUGCUCACGGGCUAUAAGCAUCCAAAAGCUGGGGGCAAGGUCCUUAGCAGCGCCAAUAAUCAAAUGACAGGGGAGAAGUGGAUGCGACGUUUCAUCCAAGCGAGCGCGGCAGGCGUUCCAGGUAUGGUUGGAGGGAUGUUGCGACACCUCAAAUGCCUGAGGUGCAUGAAGAGAGGCAACGGCUGGAUCGAAACGCUACUUGAAGAGGCAUUCAACGAGCGCGUGCGUUUACUCACGUUCGUCAGCCUGAACAAGCCGGGGCUAGGUAUGCGACUUGUGGCCAUUUCACUUAAGUUCUGCCAUUGCUUUAUCGGAUGGUAUGUUGAAGAGGAAGCAGUGCUUACAUACAGCCGGGCUAUUGAGGAUAUUGAAGCGGGUAAAUUACCUAAAUGGUCAAAUGUAGUAAUGCGUGAUAUCGUAAUUCGAGCUAAAGAAGCAAAACCCAGAGAGAUGAACCAUACUCUCGGUAACCUCGACCAGCAGCAAGACCUAAAUCCCGUUACAAUAAAGUGGGUUGACUCAGUGGGGCUAUACGCAGCAAGGGGUAUUCAAAGUCUAAAGCCCACAGGAUGGGAGAGCAAUGAUAUUGUAUAA